Molecule: messenger RNA, 996 nt
Organism: Fibroporia radiculosa
Lineage: Eukaryota; Fungi; Basidiomycota; Agaricomycetes; Polyporales; Fibroporiaceae
Exons: 8
Coding region: 1-996 (331 amino acids)
Biological process (GO): catechol-containing compound metabolic process
Molecular function (GO): ferric iron binding; catechol 1,2-dioxygenase activity
Source: RefSeq, a predicted model, not a curated record
AUGGAGCACCCAGUCGAAGAGAAGGCCGUCUCAAACGGUCUCCCGCCACCUCCCUUUUUCCUGCCGUUUCCUGAUAGGCCGGAAACUAUUACUGAGAAUAUGAUGAAAUUAACUGAAUUGACACCGGACCCACGUCAUCGAUUCCUCAUCAGAACACUCACGAAGCACUUGCAUGCGUUCGUGAAUGAGACGAGUCUUACGACGGAGGAAUGGAUGACUGCUAUCCAAUUCCUCACUCGCGUGGGCCAGACGUGUACCCCCAUUCGCCAAGAGUGCAUUCUCCUAUCGGAUACACUGGGUGUGUCGGCGCUGGUCGACGCAAUCAACAAUCCCCCAAUUAGCGGCGGCACGGAAAGCAGUGUGCUGGGUCCAUUCUUUACGGAGGACGCUCCUGAUGUCGACAACGGAGCUUCCAUCGCAUCAGAAGGCAAGGGUGAUUACAUGUAUGUCGAGGGACGAGUAGUGGGCACAGAUGGCACUCCGGUUCCGGAUGCUACUAUUGAGACUUGGGAGACCGAUGCUCUUGGGUUCUAUGACACGCAAUACGCUUCCCGAGACAAGCCAGACUGUCGGGGACGCUUGCGGACAGACAAAGAUGGGAAGUAUGGAUAUCGUGCGGUCGUGCCGGUUGCCUACCCGAUCCCAGGAGAUGGUCCCGUCGGAGAGAUGCUCAUUCAACUUGGACGGCAUAACAUGAGACCUAAUCACCUGCAUAUGAUGAUCGAGGCGCCUGGAUACAACAAGCUCACAACUGCACUCUACCCGGAGGGAGACGAGUGGCUCAGCAGCGAUGCCGUCUUCGGUGUGAAGAAGUCUUUGGUGGUAACUCUCAAGGACGUCCACGACGACGCCGAAGCGCGCAAGCGUGGGUUCCCCAAGGGCGGAUCGUUCAAGCUAUUGCAAUUUGACGUGGUUCUUGUUCCUGAGGAGGAUUCGAAGGUAGCGCGAGCGCAGUACGCAAAGGAACGGGCAGAGAAGGCUGGACUGUUGAAGUAA